Messenger RNA from Urocitellus parryii (Arctic ground squirrel), 3881 nucleotides. RefSeq names its product myotubularin related protein 6 (gene Mtmr6). Gene Ontology annotation, cellular component: cytoplasm; nuclear envelope. Gene Ontology annotation, molecular function: phosphatidylinositol-3,5-bisphosphate phosphatase activity; phosphatidylinositol-3-phosphate phosphatase activity. Gene Ontology annotation, biological process: phosphatidylinositol dephosphorylation. Lineage: Eukaryota; Metazoa; Chordata; Mammalia; Rodentia; Sciuridae. The record is from RefSeq and is a predicted model, not a curated record.
UUUCUAGGAGACCGAGCUUGCCGACUGCGCCUGCGCGGUUGACGCUCUCCGGGGCGGCCUGACGGACAUAGGCGCUGGCCGGUUGAGGGAGUUCCCCCUGGCUCAGAGUUGCUGUCGCCGUCCGGUGCCUUCGCUACAUGGUACGCCAGUGAGGCCGGCGGCCGACAGACGUUCCUCAGAAUGGAGCACAUCCGUACGACCAAGGUUGAACAAGUAAAAUUGCUUGAUCGAUUCAGUACCGGCAACAAGUCAUUAACAGGAACACUCUAUCUUACAGCCACACAUCUAUUAUUUAUAGACUCUCAUCAAAAAGAAACCUGGAUAUUACACCACCAUAUUGCCUCAGUAGAGAAACUUGCCUUGACUACUUCUGGAUGCCCACUUGUGAUUCAGUGCAAGAACUUCAGGAUCGUGCAUUUUAUUGUUCCCAGAGAAAGAGAUUGCCAUGAUAUUUAUAACUCUUUGCUACAACUAUCAAAACAAGCAAAAUAUGAAGAUCUAUAUGCAUUCUCUUAUAAUCCAAAACAAAAUGAUUCAGAACGAUUACAAGGUUGGCAACUCAUUGACCUUGCUGAGGAAUAUAAGAGGAUGGGAGUGCCAAAUUCACACUGGCAGUUAUCUGAUGCCAACCGAGAAUACAAGAUUUGUGAAACUUACCCCAGAGAACUUUAUGUUCCCCGGAUAGCAAGCAAACCAAUAAUUGUUGGUAGUUCCAAGUUCCGGAGCAAAGGAAGAUUCCCAGUUCUUUCCUACUAUCAUGAAGAAAAGGAGGCUGCCAUUUGUCGAUGUAGUCAACCACUGUCAGGAUUCAGUGCCAGGUGCCUUGAGGAUGAACAUUUGCUUCAAGCAAUUAGUAAAGCCAAUCCAGUCAAUCGCUACAUGUAUGUUGUGGAUACCCGGCCCAAACUGAAUGCGAUGGCCAACAGAGCAGCUGGAAAAGGUUAUGAAAAUGAAGACAACUAUUCUAACAUUAGAUUUCAGUUUGUUGGAAUAGAAAAUAUUCAUGUUAUGAGGUCCAGCCUUCAGAAAUUAUUGGAAGUCAAUGGUACCAGAGGGCUUUCUGUCAAUGAUUUCUACUCUGGAUUGGAAAGCUCAGGAUGGCUUCGCCAUAUCAAAGCUGUUAUGGAUGCCGCAAUCUUCCUAGCCAAAGCAAUAAUGGUCGAAAAUGCAAGUGUAUUAGUACAUUGUUCUGAUGGGUGGGAUAGAACUUCACAAGUGUGUUCCCUUGGUUCACUUUUAUUGGAUUCCUACUACAGGACGAUCAAAGGAUUCAUGGUUUUAAUAGAAAAAGAUUGGAUCUCAUUUGGACAUAAAUUUUCAGAGAGGUGUGGCCAUUUGGAUGGUGACCCAAAGGAAGUUUCACCAGUGUUUACUCAAUUCUUGGAAUGUGUGUGGCAUUUGACGGAACAGUUUCCACAAGCAUUUGAAUUCAAUGAAGCAUUUCUUCUUCAGAUUCAUGAACACAUUCAUUCAUGCCAAUUUGGAAACUUCCUUGGAAAUUGUCAGAAGGAAAGAGAAGAACUCAAGUUGAAGGAGAAAACUUACUCCCUGUGGCCAUUUCUUUUGGAUGACCAAAAGAAGUACUUAAAUCCUCUCUACAGUUCCAAAUCUCAGAGGUUUACAGUUUUGGAACCAAAUACAGUAUCUUUCAAUUUUAAGUUUUGGAGAAACAUGUACCACCAGUUUGAUCGAACAUUGCAUCCAAGGCAGUCUAUAUUCAAUAUAAUUAUGAACAUGAAUGAACAAAAUAAGCAGUUAGAGAAGGAUAUUCAAGACCUAGAAUCUAAAAUUAAGCAGUGUAAAAAUAAGCAAUCAGAUGGUGUCCUCACCAAGGAAUUAUUACAUUCAGUUCAUCCAGAAUCACCUACCCUCAAAACUUCUCUGUGUCUUAAAGAACAGACUCUACUACCAGUGAAUGAUGCGCUUCGAACUAUAGAGGGCAGCAACCCAGCAGAUAAUCGUUACAGUGAUUAUACAGAAGAGUUUUCCAAAUCGGAACCUGGUGUGGUCAGCUUAGAAUAUGGUGUGGCAAGAAUGACCUGUUAGACUUUCCAAGUGUUUUUCUGGACUGAACAUAGAACAAGAAAUGAAUUAUGGUGAGGAUGGUCUAUGUGCCAUGACCAAAGGGGAGUUAGAAUGGGAUUUAACAGUACAUGAAUGGCUGAAGAAAGGAAAUUAACUGCUCUUGUAAGAAAAAUAAGUCAGUUUAAUUGGAUUUCUAGCAAGGAAUGACAUUCAGUUCUAUAAGAAAUGAGUGGUAUUUGCCAUAUUUACUUAAAACACAAUUUGCACUGUACACUAGUGAAUUGACAUUUCUGUAUGGUUUAUAUGUUAAUUACAGCAAAACAUGAAUAGCUUUCCUUAAUUGUAACUGUGAGGUAAGAAAACUCAACAAAAUGAUCUCUUAAUAAUUAACAUGGCAUGUACUUUUAAUUAUGUAACUGUGCAACUAUGAAUAUUUACAUAUUCUGCCUUUUAGUGAUGUUUAAUAUUGAAGUGCCAUGAAAAAUAUUUCUAAGAGAGCCUUAAAAUAAAUUCUCAGUUUAUUAUUUAUCUUUAAGUUUUAUAGCCUAGAACAAGAUGGGGUUUGCUUUGUUUUUCUAUUGAUCAACCUCAUUUAGUUUGUAAAGAAUUGCACUCUCAUUACUGCAGGGGUUGCAUGCAUCAAUACUCCUGAUAAACAGUUGCAGAAGUACUGUUUAAUUCAUGUUUAGCCAGUCCUAUUUCCAUAUUCAAAAUUAAUGAAAUUUAAGGUCUUAUACUGAUUGUAAUUUGUUUAGUGCUACAUUUGAUGAUUUAUUACUUGUAGCUUAGAUUAUUGAUUUCUUGAAUACAUACAAACACAUUUUACCGUCUUUUAUAUAUGGAUUACUGCAUUCUAUUGAUUCUUAUUUUGUGGUUGGCUUUAAUCCUUUGAUAACUGUGUAAGUGUAAAGAGCUAAACCCUAAAAUUGUUCUUAGAAACAAUGAAUAGUACACAUAUAUAUUUUUAAACUGCCUUACCUUCCAAUGAGUUGCUAUUCCUAGAAUAUUUAACUUUCAGUGUACCCAAAAACUUUGGGGUAAGUAAAAAUGGAAGUAGACAGAUAGUUUUAGAUUAUGCUUGGCUGCAUGAAUUCUAAAACAGUCAUUUCUAUGUGGAACUUUUUUUUUUUCCCCUAUGUUAAAGGAAAAAAUGGACACCAAGGGGAGCCUAGGUAAUAUUUAACAAAAGCAGCUAAAACUCUGGAAGUGUUUCAUUUUGCCUUGUUAACUGUUUAUUCUAUGUAUUAGUACGUAUCUUUAAUAAGCAAGCAAGCAAGCAAACAACAACAACAACAAAUCAAUUGCCAUUGGCAAUAUCACACAUCUGGCUUUAAAAUCAAAAAUUUAAAUUAGCUGGCUGGCAUGAGGUACAUACAACUCAAGGGUACUAGGAAAUUUGCAUAGGAUUCCUCAUGCAUCUCUUUAUUACACCUAUAUCUAUUGUUAGCUUUGAAUGUAAGCAUCUUUUUCAAGUGAAAGAAAGUUUUAUUGUAUGUGAGCUUACCUAAUCCUGUUUAUUUUUCAAAUGUAGUUCUGUAAUACUGUAUAAGAAAAAUACUGGUUUUUAAACGGAAAUAUAACUUGUAAUAUGUGAUUAACCAAUCCUACUUACAGAUGUAAGCACUGGGAAAGGAAACUUUAUGACCACAAAGGGAAGCUUUUGUGCCUUGGUUCUAGUCAUAUUAUGGUUUAAGAAUCUUCCAUGGGCAGAGUUCUUAUAUUCCACUCUCUGGUUUAUUAUCUUAAUUUUCAAUUUAGACACGUGUGUGUGUGUGUGUGUGUGUGUGUGUGUGUGUGUGUGUGUAUACUCACACAUGGACUGAGAAAUCAGAUAACAUCCUGAGUAUAAGGGUAUA